Molecule: messenger RNA, 1326 nt
Organism: Gregarina niphandrodes
Lineage: Eukaryota; Apicomplexa; Conoidasida; Eugregarinorida; Gregarinidae
Product: putative transmembrane protein
Exons: 1
Coding region: 1-1326 (441 amino acids)
Source: RefSeq, a predicted model, not a curated record
AUGAACCCUGGGAAUAGCUCACCAGACGACGAGCAAAGUGAUCACGGUUCUCUACCUCCGGCCUUGGCCGAUUAUCUUCAUGUAACCGUAGGGCAUACGGUAAAGAAUUCGGUUCCUAGUUUUGCGGGAAACAAGUUGACUGUCACGGCCAUUAGGAACACCGGCCGAAACCUCGGGUACAUACUUGGCUUGGUGGUUGGUGGAGAUUGCUAUAAGGCGGCGUUGCUUGAAGAGAUUGAAACGCAGAACAGGACACUGCCAUUACCUGCUGACCUCUACAUGGCGUCUCGCCUUCUGCUCUUUAUAUACGUCGACGAAAAAACUGACGCGGUGACUAAGACCAGCAAGCGGGCCUGGCAGAGCAGUACUCUAUCGGCCGUUGCUGUCAAUGUGGACUGGCUCGAGCGUCUGGGUCAAACCGCGGCUAUCGAGCAAAUGAAAGUGAACGGGGCGCAUUUUUCGGGCUCUGUUUUCACGCGCCAUUUACACUACGAGGUCGAUGUUGCCUCUUUAAUAGCUGCUGGAGCCGCGGUUCAGUACCGGUUCCACUCACCUGGGGAGCUAACCGCACCUCUUUCUGAGCGGUUCAAGGUCAUGAUGGAUUGCAAUAUGUUCGAUAAACCUUUUGAUAGAUCAUUCAAGGAGUGGAUGCAAAACCACGAAAAUCCGGACAGCUGCGUGUCUCAGCGUUACUUCAGGUUACCGGCCCGUCCUGGUACGGUGAUCGGAUUGCCGCGAGGAGACUCGAGGAUCGUUGAAGCUUCAGCGUUUCGGACACUGGGGUCAGAAACUGGCUCUUGGCCGGCGUUGGAUCGAGUGGUUGAAACAAUUGAGUCUUUUUGUGCAACAACGCAGGUCGCUGAAGACCCUGCUUGUCCGGGUGUGGGUACUGCUGCGGCGAUCCAGGAGUCUCUACAGCAAACGCCUGUUGAGCAGGGUUCUUCUCCUUUCGAGGGAAUGCAAAUGCCGGGAAGGCCGAAUAUUUCGGCGGUGUGUCCGAGGAAAUCGUUUGCGAUUGCCGUGGUGGAGGAGACUAUCCGUGCCUGGGAUUAUACGUAUGGCGUCCCCGCAGACCGGCUGGCACAAAUAAGGAAAGCAAAGAUCUUGCGUCGGGGACUGACUAGCUGGCGGACGACUCGUUUCAAGGACUUGGGCUUGUUGACAACGAUACCGGAAAAGGCCGUCAGGCCAGCAACGACGUUUGGCGUGUUGACACACAUGGCCAUGAAGGUAGCCAACUACCGAACAGAAUAUUCAGAUUUUUCGGGGAUCGUGUGUUGUGCUGUGGUGAAUGUUAUGCUCUUUUUAUUGCACGUUUAUGGUUAG